Molecule: messenger RNA, 1806 nt
Organism: Cladophialophora yegresii CBS 114405
Lineage: Eukaryota; Fungi; Ascomycota; Eurotiomycetes; Chaetothyriales; Herpotrichiellaceae
Product: mannosyl-oligosaccharide alpha-1,2-mannosidase
Exons: 1
Coding region: 1-1806 (601 amino acids)
Biological process (GO): N-glycan processing; carbohydrate metabolic process
Cellular component (GO): endoplasmic reticulum; Golgi membrane
Molecular function (GO): calcium ion binding; mannosyl-oligosaccharide 1,2-alpha-mannosidase activity
Source: RefSeq, a predicted model, not a curated record
AUGAUACUGAUCCGACGCCUCUGGCUGGUGCCAGCCUUUCUGCUAGCAUGUCUCGUCUACUACCUCUUCCUUUCCCCCAGCGAUACGACUCCAGUCCCCCUCUUCACGGUCAAUCCGAACCGCAACCUGCACUGGACCAAGCGACCUGAAAGACAUCCCAUCGUGGGCUAUCGUGACUUACCCAUCGGCCCUCUCGAGCAGAUUCCCAAUAUCCAGUUCGACUUUGCGGCGCACCCGGAGUCAGCAGAUGCAGCGAAGACGCGCGAGACCCGACAAGCCGCCGUCAAAGAAGCUUUCCUCCAUUCGUGGAAUGGAUACAAGAAAUAUGCCUGGGGUCAAGAUGAGGUCGCACCUGUGAGCGGUGCCUUUCGAUCCAGUUUCGGCGGCUGGGGCGCUACACUGGUCGACACGAUGGACACAUUAUGGAUGAUGGGCUUGAAGGACGAGUUCGACCUGUGCGUGGACCAAGUCAAGCGCAUCGACUUCACCACCAAUGACCAGGAGACACUGAACGUCUUUGAGACCACGAUCCGCUACCUGGGCGGCCUGCUGGCCGCUUACGACCUCUCGGGCGGAAAGGAUAGGGCCCUCCUGGACAAGGCCCGUGACCUGGGCGAGAUGCUAUACUCGGCCUUUGACACGCCGCACCGCAUGCCCCAGGCUCGAUGGCAGUGGAAGAAGACCGCUGUGGGGGCCGAGAUCGAACCCAGCACAAACACUCUUCUCGCCGAGCUCGGCAGUUUGACCGUGGAGUUCACCCGCUUGAGUCAACUGACAGGGGAUCUGCGCUACUUUGACGCCGUGCAGCGCAUAGCCGAGGAGAUGGAAUAUUGCCAGAACGCGACCAAACUCCCAGGCUUGUGGCCGACCAUCGUAAACGCCAGGGAGAUUUCCUUCGACUACAACCACUUCACCAUGGGCGGCAUGGCGGACUCGACGUACGAAUACCUCCCCAAACAGUACUUGAUGCUCGGCGGCCGCGAUCGCAAGUACAAACACAUGUACGAGGAAGCCAUCGACACGGCGAAACGACAUCUCUUCUUCAGGCCGCUCGUGCCCGCGAACGAGGAUCUCCUCUUCAGCGGCAACGCGGCGCUCACGUCAUUGCAAUCGAUUCCCAUCGCAAACAUCGAACCGCAAGGCCAACACCUCGCCUGCUUCGUCGCCGGCAUGGUCGGCAUCGGCGCCAGAAUCUUCUCCCGGCCCCACGACCUCGACGUCGCCCGCCGCCUAGUCGACGGCUGCGUGUGGGCCUACGACGCCAUGCCCUCGGGCCUCAUGCCCGAAACAUUCCACCUAAUCGCCUGCCAAGUGGGCACCGACGCGCCGUCCCCGCCCGAGAAAUGCGUCUGGAGCGAUGACAAAUGGUACGAAGGCAUCGCCAAGAAACACGCCGUGACGCAGGACACGGACCGCCUCACGCCGUUAGAAAGAGGCAAAAAGUUCGCCGAGCAAAAACGCCUGUUUCCCGGGUUCACGGACCACGGGGACAACCGGUAUAUCCUGCGCCCGGAGGCCAUUGAGAGUGUGUUUAUCAUGUACCGCAUCACGGGCGACCCGCACUACCAGGACGUCGCGUGGAAGAUGUUCCAGGCCAUCGAUGCCGCGACGCGUACGCCGAUCGCCCAUGCCGCGGUCCAUGACGUCCGGGUCCCGACGCCCCAGAAGAGCGAUCGCAUGGAGAGCUUCUGGCUGGCCGAAACGCUCAAGUACUUCUACCUGAUCUUUAGCGAGCCCGAGCUGUGCAGCCUGGACGAGUGGGUGUUGAACACCGAGGCCCACCCCUUGAAGAGGCCGAGCCGAUGA